Molecule: messenger RNA, 1050 nt
Organism: Phascolarctos cinereus (koala)
Lineage: Eukaryota; Metazoa; Chordata; Mammalia; Diprotodontia; Phascolarctidae
Source: RefSeq, a predicted model, not a curated record
AUGUGGGAAGACUGGAGUGGGGUGAGGGGAAGGUCCAUACAACACCCAACCACCGGAGGCCAAAUCGAUUGGGACAAACAGCCAACAAGCAGCAACAUCAACCCCCUGGGGAGAGGGAGACAGAGCUUUAGGAGCUGCAAAGGUCCUCAGAGACCAGUUGGUGCAGCUUUCUCCCUAUACAAACAAAGCGAGGCCCGGAGUUUACUGGCCGAGAGCCCAGGGACCCCCAUUGUCCAGAGGAGCGCACCGGGUUCAGGAUCAUUUCAUAGAAGGGGGCCUGUCGGGGCUUGCCCCCCCCCACAGACCCCCGCGAGUGAAAGAGACUGUAGGGAUCCCCCUCACCCGGCCCCUCACUUCUCAGAGGCGGGGGACUCCGAGUCCAGGGAGGGGGAGGGGGAGGGGGAGAGGAGGGGCCCCGGCCCCGAGCCAGAGAAGGAGGCCCCGGGGGCCAUCCCAGGACCCCAGCCAGGGAGGGUGGACACGUUUUCUGCCGAGGCCCGGAAAAGUGAAGUGACUUUCCCAGGAAAAGUCCUCGAUUUAAAGGCGGACGAGCCCCGGGGGGGACUCGGGCCAGGUCCGCGUUUUACAGAGAUGGAAACUGAGGCCCCCCCCAGAGGACGGGGUAAGGCGGCCGGGGGGGGUCCCCACAGGCGGGAAGGGUGGGCGGCCUCCAGCCCCGCCCGGCCCCGACCCCGGUCCCCUCCCCCUCCCCUGGCGGGGCCGCACUCACUCACCGGGCUCCGCAGGGAGGGCAGCGGAGCCCCGGAGCGCGGGGCCCGGCCCCUCCCGAGGCCGCUCCUCCGGCGUCGCGGCCGCAGCCGCCGUCGCUGUCGCCGCCCGCGGCAGCCGGGAAACUUUCGCAGGUGCCCUCCCCGGGAGGCGCGGGCCGCGGCGGGCGCGGAGCAGAGGAGGAGAGAGCGAGGAGAGGAGCCCCCGCUGCCGCCGCCGUCCAGUCCCGAGCCAGCCCCAGCGACCCGGAUGGAGAUGGGGGAGGGAGAAGAGGAGAGGGAGGAGGGAGCGGGAGGGAGGGGCCGGGGCUGGCGGAAGUGA